Pyrgilauda ruficollis (rufous-necked snowfinch) is the source of this 2615-nucleotide messenger RNA. It is a transcript of the gene SYN2, whose product is annotated as synapsin II. The transcript has 13 exons. The record is from RefSeq and is a predicted model, not a curated record. Gene Ontology annotation, biological process: neurotransmitter secretion. Lineage: Eukaryota; Metazoa; Chordata; Aves; Passeriformes; Passeridae. Gene Ontology annotation, cellular component: synaptic vesicle; synaptic vesicle membrane. Gene Ontology annotation, molecular function: ATP binding. Bases 102 to 1859 code for a protein of 585 amino acids.
GGCGCACGGAGCGCGGAGCGCGGCGCACAGAGCGCGGAGCGCUGCCGCCGGCGCAUCGCACAGCCCGCUCCCGGCCCCGCCGCAGCCCCCCGCCCGGCCAGAUGAUGAACUUUCUGCGGCGCAGGCUCUCGGACAGCAGCUUCAUCGCCAACCUGCCCAAUGGCUACAUGACCGACCUGCAGCGGCCGGAGCCGCAGCAGCCUCCGCCGCCGCCGCCUUCCGCGGGCUCCUCGGCCCCCGCCUCGGGCUCUCCGGCCGCGGAGCGCCGGCAGCCGCCGCAGCCCGCGCCCCCCCAGCAGCAGCAGCCGCCGCAGCAGUCGGCGGGCAGCAGCUUCUUCAGCUCGCUCUCCAACGCCGUGAAGCAGACGGCGGCCUCGGCCGGGCUGGUGGACGCGUCCGCCGCCGUCUCUGCCGCUGUCGGCAGAAAGUUCAAGCUGCUCCUGGUCAUCGACGAGCCGCACACGGACUGGGCCAAGGCUUUUCGUGGAAAAAAGGUCCAUGGAGAGUAUGACAUAAAGGUGGAACAGGCAGAAUUUUCAGAAAUCAACUUGAUAGCCCAUGCUGAUGGCAAUUAUGCAGUUGAUAUCCAAGUCAUUCGAAAUGGCACAAAAGUUGUCAGGUCAUUCCGGCCCGACUUCGUGCUGGUGCGGCAGCAUUCCUACAGCAUGGUGGAGAACGAGGAUUUCCGCAACCUGAUCAUCGGCAUGCAGUACGCCGGCAUCCCCAGCGUCAACUCCCUCGAGUCCAUCUACAACUUCUGUGACAAGCCCUGGGUGUUUGCCCAGCUGGUGUCUGUCUACAAAACUUUGGGCCCAGAGAAGUUCCCUCUGAUCGAGCAGACGUUCUACCCGAACCACAAGGAGAUGCUCACAAUGCCAACCUUUCCUGUUGUUGUGAAGAUUGGACAUGCUCACUCAGGCAUGGGAAAGAUCAAGGUAGACAACCACUACGAUUUUCAGGACAUAGCCAGCGUGGUAGCACUCACUCAGACCUACGCCACCACUGAGCCCUUCAUAGACUCCAAAUAUGACAUCAGGAUCCAAAAAAUAGGCAGUAACUACAAGGCAUACAUGAGAACUUCCAUAUCCGGGAACUGGAAGACAAACACGGGCUCUGCCAUGCUGGAACAAAUUGCUAUGUCAGAUAAGUACAAGCUUUGGGUUGACACCUGUUCUGAAAUAUUUGGUGGCUUGGACAUCUGUGCUGUUAAAGCUGUACAUGGGAAGGAUGGAAAAGAUUAUAUUUUUGAGGUGAUGGACUGUGCCAUGCCCCUGAUUGGGGAGCACCAGGCUGAAGACAGGCAGCACAUCACCGAGUUAGUCGUAAGCAAAAUGAACCAAAUGUUGUCCAAAACUCCUAUUCCAUCUCCUCAGAGACCCACUGCCACUCAGCAGCCUCAGAGUGGAUCACUAAAGGAGCCAGAGCCAAACAAAAUCCCACCUCAGCGACCACCACCUCAAGGGGGCCCAGUGCAACCCCAAGGAAUGCAAUCCCAAAGCCAGGAGCCAUUGCAGCCCCAGCGCGUGUUCCCCGCGGGGCAGGCAGCAAAGCCCGCAGCCUCGCAGCCCCAGCGCCCGCCCGGACCCACCACCCAGCAGCCUCGGCCCCAGGCCCAAGGUCCUCCCAGCUCCAGGUUAUCAAAGGAAGCAGAGCCACAGCCACAGCCCCAGCCAGAGCCACAGCCUGCGCCACAGCAGAAGCCUCAGUCGCAUCCGCAGCUUAACAAGUCGCAGUCCUUGACCAACGCCUUCAGCUUCACAGAGUCCUCCUUCUUCAGGUCAUCCGUGAACGAGGACGAGGCCAAAGCUGAGACCAUCCGGAACCUGAGGAAAUCCUUUGCCAGUCUGUUCUCUGAUUAGCCAGCUUCGUGUAGAGUCUGACACCGCCCUGAAUGUCCCAUAGGUUUUGUUCUCCCUGUGCCAGCGCCCUUCUCUACUGUGCUCACUGUUGUACCAAGCAAUAUGUUCAACCUACAGAAACACAAAUCAAUAGCAGGAGGACUUUGGUGAGGGAGAUGCCACGCAGAAACACGUGGAAACCUCUGGAAAGAAGGAAGGGUUCCAUUGCUCCCACAGAAUGUCCGAUUCCAAGGUCCUUAUCCAUUGUAAUUUUGUGGCCUUACUGUGACUGAAGUAUAUAAUCCUAUUUGAGACUCCUUUGUAGAAUUGUGUUAAUAAAGCAUUGGGGAAUGGGUUUCUCCUCGCUUUGCCCGCUCCCAAUGCAUUGCAAUGCAUGUGUAUUUCGUGUGUAAAUGUUUUGUACUGCAGAAGUAUAGUCUUGACUUGUUCCUGCCUCCCAGACUCAGGAGGCCAUUCACACUGACAUUCUUGUCGAGCCAAGUAAAUAAUGUGAGAAAUUGAAGCAGUUUCUUCCUCCUUAUCCAAUCCUUCCAUCAGCUGGUUGUGGACUUCUGAUGUAUUGCUGGGAGUUAUCAGUACACUAAAUGUCAUAAAUAGAGUGUAUAUGUACUACUGUAUCUCCAUAUGUCUAUUUAAAGAAUUUAUUUCCAAACUGUAACCAUAACUGGGUUUAGUUGCAAAGAAUAUGCAUGAUGUUACCCUUAUUUUUGUGAACACCUUCUAAUAAAUGUAAAGUCCCAUGCCUGAUUUAAAAAA